Molecule: messenger RNA, 8733 nt
Organism: Pongo pygmaeus (Bornean orangutan)
Lineage: Eukaryota; Metazoa; Chordata; Mammalia; Primates; Hominidae
Gene: RIMS2
Product: regulating synaptic membrane exocytosis 2
Exons: 32
Coding region: 909-6116 (1735 amino acids)
Biological process (GO): positive regulation of synaptic transmission; calcium ion-regulated exocytosis of neurotransmitter; regulation of membrane potential
Cellular component (GO): cytoskeleton of presynaptic active zone; presynaptic membrane
Molecular function (GO): small GTPase binding; transmembrane transporter binding
Source: RefSeq, a predicted model, not a curated record
GGGGCGGCGGCGGCGGCUGAGCGACCCUAGGUCGGGCGCGUGAUGAGGCGGGGCCGGCGCCAGACCCCGCUGCACGUCGGAGCUCGCCUGGAUCCGGGCGUUGGCAGCCGAAGGGCCCUGGCCCCGGGACUCUCCGCCGCUAGCCCCCGUCAUAUCUUCUCCGCUUUCGCUUCUCCACUCUAGCCGGGGGUGGGGUGGGGUUGGGGUCUCCGCGGAGGUUUCCGGUCCCGCGGCCCGCUCCCGGCUGUGCCUGGAGGAGUUCUCCCUCUGUGCCGCGCGGGAGCCCUGUGCCGCGUCAGCCGGCGGGACGGCUGAGUUGCUUCUCUGGGAAAACGUCCCCGCUUCCUCACGACCCUCCCCGCUCCCGCCUGGGUGCCCCUCGGGCCGGCAGUACUCAGCCUCUGGGCGCUCGAAGCGAGUUCCCGGGAGGCUGGUUCGCAGGCACCCCUUCCCCUCCGAGGCGGCGCGCGCGCUCCCGGCCCUCACCGCGGCCGGACACACUCGCGCCCCGGUCCGCCUGUCGCCCUCCCGCCUGCUCCCUCCAGUCACCCCACCCUUAGCUGUCCCCGCCACCUUACUCCACCACCCUCCCCCGCCUCUCCGUGCACUCCGCGUCCCGGCCUCCAGUUCCCCUUUCCCUUGAACCGCUCACUUCACAGCCCUUCGCCCCCGGGAAGAAGAAACAUUUCCCGAAGCGUACUCCUCAGCCCUCCUUCCCCACGCGCUCGCCCUCCCCUCCCCUCCCCCUGCUCUUUCUUGGGGGAGGGGGGCUGUCGCCUUGGAUUGAAGGCCAUUGAUUUGUAUGUAUUUGUCCCAGCGCUGGAGGCUGCCCCAGCCGCCGCGCCGGUGCCGCCGCUGCCAGUGGAGUUGCCUCCCCGCUUCCCUAGGGUGGUUCGGCUCCACCAAACAUGUCGGCUCCUGUCGGGCCCCGGGGCCGCCCGGCUCCCUCCCCGGCGGCCUCUCAGCCGCCUCUGCAGCCCGAGAUGCCUGACCUCAGCCACCUCACGGAGGAGGAGAGGAAAAUCAUCCUGGCCGUCAUGGAUAGGCAGAAGAAAGAAGAGGAGAAGGAGCAGUCCGUGCUCAAGGUCAAAGAAGAACACAAACCACAACUGACACAGUGGUUUCCCUUUAGUGGAAUCACUGAACUGGUAAAUAACGUUCUUCAGCCCCAGCAAAAACAACAAAAUGAAAAGGAGCCCCAGACAAAACUGCAUCAGCAGUUUGAAAUGUAUAAAGAGCAGGUAAAGAAGAUGGGAGAAGAAUCACAGCAACAGCAAGAACAGAAGGGUGAUGCGCCAACCUGUGGUAUCUGCCACAAAACAAAGUUUGCUGAUGGAUGUGGCCAUAACUGUUCAUAUUGCCAAACAAAGUUCUGUGCUCGUUGUGGAGGUCGAGUGUCAUUACGCUCAAACAAGGUUAUGUGGGUAUGUAAUUUGUGCCGAAAACAACAAGAAAUCCUCACUAAAUCAGGAGCAUGGUUUUAUAAUAGUGGAUCUAAUACACCACAGCAACCUGAUCAAAAGGUUCUUCGAGGGCUAAGAAAUGAGGAGGCACCCCAGGAGAAGAAACCAAAACUACAUGAGCAGACCCAGUUCCAAGGACCCUCAGGUGACUUAUCUGUACCUGCAGUGGAGAAAAGUCGAUCUCAUGGGCUCACAAGACAGGAUUCUAUUAAAAAUGGGUCAGGCGUGAAGCAUCACAUUGCCAGUGACAUAGCUUCAGACAGGAAAACUUCCUCUGAACUUCUGAACUCCAAGACUAUUUCAAGGAAAAGAAGCCCAUCUGUGUCCAGAGAUCAGAAUAGAAGAUACGACCAAAGGGAAGAAAGAGAGGAAUAUUCACAGUAUGCUACUUCGGAUACCGCAAUGCCUAGAUCUCCUUCAGAUUAUGCUGAUAGGCGAUCUCAACAUGAACCUCAGUUUUAUGAAGACUCUGAUCAUUUAAGUUAUAGGGACUCCAACAGGAGAAGUCAUAGGCAUUCCAAAGAAUAUAUUGUAGAUGAUGAGGAUGUGGAAAGCAGAGAUGAAUAUGAAAGACAAAGGAGAGAGGAAGAGUACCAGUCACGCUACCGAAGUGAUCCGAAUUUGGCCCGUUAUCCAGUAAAGCCACAACCCUAUGAAGAACAAAUGCGGAUCCAUGCUGAAGUGUCCCGGGCACGGCAUGAGAGAAGGCAUAGUGAUGUUUCUUUGGCAAAUGCUGACCUGGAAGAUUCCAGGAUUUCUAUGCUAAGGAUGGACCGACCAUCAAGACAAAGAUCUAUAUCAGAACGUAGAGUUGCCAUGGAAAAUCAGCGAUCUUAUUCAAUGGAAAGAACUCGAGAGGCUCAGGGACCAAGUUCUUAUGCACAAAGGACCACAAACCAUAGUCCUCCUACCCCCAGGAGGAGUCCACUACCCAUAGAUAGACCAGACUUGAGGCGUACUGACUCACUACGGAAACAGCACCACUUAGAUCCUAGCUCUGCUGUAAGAAAAACAAAACGGGAAAAAAUGGAAACAAUGUUAAGGAAUGAUUCUCUCAGUUCAGACCAGUCAGAGUCAGUGAGACCUCCACCACCAAAGCCUCAUAAAUCAAAGAAAGGAGGUAAAAUGCGCCAGGUUUCGUUGAGCAGUUCGGAGGAGGAAUUGGCUUCCACGCCCGAAUAUACAAGUUGUGAUGAUGUUGAGAUUGAAAGUGAGAGUGUAAGUGAAAAAGGGGACAGUCAAAAGGGAAAAAGAAAAACUAGUGAGCAGGCAGUUUUGUCGGACUCUAACACCAGGUCUGAGAGACAAAAGAAAAUGAUGUACUUUGGUGGCCACUCUUUGGAAGAGGAUUUGGAAUGGUCUGAACCUCAGAUUAAGGACUCUGGGGUAGAUACGUGUAGUAGCACAACCCUUAACGAGGAGCAUAGCCAUAGUGAUAAGCACCCUGUAACCUGGCAACCAUCUAAAGAUGGAGAUCGUUUAAUUGGUCGCAUUUUAUUAAAUAAGCGUCUAAAAGAUGGAAGUGUACCUCGAGAUUCAGGAGCAAUGCUUGGCUUGAAGGUUGUAGGAGGAAAGAUGACUGAAUCAGGUCGGCUUUGUGCAUUUAUUACUAAAGUAAAAAAAGGAAGUUUAGCUGAUACUGUAGGACAUCUUAGACCAGGUGAUGAAGUAUUAGAAUGGAAUGGAAGACUACUGCAAGGAGCCACAUUUGAGGAAGUAUACAACAUCAUUCUAGAAUCCAAACCUGAACCACAAGUAGAACUUGUAGUUUCAAGGCCUAUUGGAGAUAUACCGAGAAUACCUGAUAGCACACAUGCACAACUGGAGUCCAGUUCUAGCUCCUUUGAAUCUCAAAAAAUGGACCGUCCUUCUAUUUCUAUUACCUCUCCCAUGAGUCCUGGAAUGUUGAGGGAUGUUCCACAGUUCUUAUCAGGACAACUUUCAAUAAAACUAUGGUUUGACAAGGUUGGUCACCAAUUAAUAGUUACAAUUUUGGGAGCAAAAGAUCUCCCUUCCAGGGAAGAUGGGAGGCCAAGGAAUCCUUAUGUUAAAAUUUACUUUCUUCCAGACAGAAGUGAUAAAAACAAGAGAAGAACUAAAACAGUAAAGAAAACAUUGGAACCCAAAUGGAACCAAACAUUCAUUUAUUCGCCAGUCCACCGAAGAGAAUUUCGGGAACGAAUGCUAGAGAUUACCCUUUGGGAUCAAGCUCGUGUUCGAGAGGAAGAAAGUGAAUUCUUAGGCGAGAUUUUAAUUGAAUUAGAAACAGCAUUAUUAGAUGAUGAGCCACAUUGGUACAAACUUCAGACACAUGAUGUCUCUUCAUUGCCACUUCCCCACCCUUCUCCAUAUAUGCCACGAAGACAGCUCCAUGGAGAGAGCCCAACACGGAGGUUGCAAAGGUCAAAGAGAAUAAGUGAUAGUGAAGUCUCUGACUAUGAUUGUGAUGAUGGAAUUGGUGUAGUAUCAGAUUAUCGACAUGAUGGUCGAGAUCUUCAAAGCUCAACAUUAUCAGUGCCAGAACAAGUAAUGUCAUCAAACCAUUGUUCACCAUCAGGGUCUCCUCAUCGAGUAGAUGUUAUAGGAAGGACUAGAUCAUGGUCACCCAGUGUCCCUCCUCCACAAAGUCGGAAUGUGGAACAGGGACUUCGAGGGACACGCACUACUACCAGACAUUAUAAUACAAUUAGCCGAAUGGAUAGACAUCGUGUCGUGGAUGACCAUUAUUCUCCAGAUAGAGACAGUCAUUUUCUUACUCUACCUCGCUCCAGAUACAGUCAGACCAUUGACCAUCAUCACAGGGAUGGCAGGGAUUGUGAAGCAGCAGAUAGACAGCCAUAUCACAGAUCCAGAUCAACAGAACAACGGCCUCUCCUUGAGCGGACCACCACCCGCUCCAGAUCCACUGAACGUCCUGAUACAAACCUCAUGAGGUCGAUGCCUUCAUUAAUGACUGGAAGAUCUGCCCCUCCUUCACCUGCCUUAUCGAGGUCUCAUCCUCGUACUGGGUCUGUCCAGACAAGCCCAUCAAGUACUCCAGUGGCAGGACGGAGGGGCCGACAGCUUCCACAGCUUCCACCAAAGGGAACAUUGGAUAGAAAAGUUAAUGAAGAAACUGAGCAUGUGGAAGAGCAGGGGGAAGAAAAGCAGGGAGAAGAGGUCAAGGCAGGUACUAUGGAUAUAGAGGAGAGAAAUCGCCAAAUGAAAAUUAACAAAUACAAACAGGUAGCCGGAUCAGAUCCCAGACUGGAACAAGAUUACCAUUCGAAGUAUCGAUCAGGAUGGGAUCCUCAUAGAGGGGCAGAUAAUGUUUCUACUAAAUCUUCGGACAGUGAUGUAAGUGAUAUAUCUGCGGUUUCAAGGACUAGUAGUGCUUCUCGUUUCAGCAGCACAAGCUACAUGUCUGUCCAAUCAGAACGCCCAGGAGGAAACAAGAAAAUCAGACCAAAGGGAAUAGAAGAGGGAGGGAAAGAAGGGGGUAAGCAUGAAGAGAUAGUUCAUGAGAAGGAAGAGGUAAAGGAAGAAAGAAUUAAUGAGAAUGAGAAAGGGAAAGAGAUUGCCAAAACGUGUAAUAAGGAGAAAAACAGAAAAUCAGGAGACGAGGAAAAACCACAAGAUAUACACGAGCAAGGGAAAGAAAAAGAACAGUGGAAUAAAGAGAAUUUGCAAAGGAGAUUCUCACAGGAUGAUGCCAGUGUCUUUACAUCCAAAAUGCAAAGCAGACAAGUGGGCAUAUCAGGGAAGAACAUGACAAAAAGCACCAGCAUCAGUGGAGACAUGUGCUCACUGGAGAAGAAUGAUGGCAGCCAGUCUGACACUGCAGUGGGCGCCUUGGGCACCAGUGGCAAAAAGCGGCGCUCUAGCAUUGGUGCCAAAAUGGUAGCUAUCGUUGGUCUGUCACGGAAAAGUCGCAGUGCUUCUCAGCUCAGCCAAACGGAAGCAGGAGGUAAAAAACUAAGGAGCACUGUCCAAAGAAGUACGGAAACAGGCCUGGCCGUGGAAAUGAGGAACUGGAUGACUCGACAAGCAAGCCGAGAGUCUACAGAUGGUAGCAUGAACAGCUACAGCUCAGAAGGAAAUCUGAUUUUCCCUGGUGUCCGCUUGGCCUCUGAUAGCCAGUUCAGUGAUUUCCUGGAUGGCCUUGGCCCUGCUCAGCUAGUGGGACGCCAGACUCUGGCAACACCUGCAAUGGGUGACAUUCAGGUAGGAAUGAUGGACAAAAAGGGACAGUUGGAGGUAGAAAUCAUCCGGGCCCGUGGCCUUGUUGUAAAACCAGGUUCCAAGACACUGCCAGCACCAUAUGUAAAGGUGUAUCUGUUAGAUAAUGGAGUCUGCAUAGCCAAAAAGAAAACAAAAGUGGCAAGAAAAACGCUGGAACCCCUUUACCAGCAGCUAUUAUCUUUCGAAGAGAGUCCACAAGGAAAAGUUUUACAGAUCAUCGUCUGGGGAGAUUAUGGCCGCAUGGAUCACAAAUCUUUUAUGGGAGUGGCCCAGAUACUUUUAGAUGAACUAGAGCUAUCCAAUAUGGUGAUCGGAUGGUUCAAACUUUUCCCUCCUUCCUCCCUAGUAGAUCCGACCUUGGCCCCUCUGACAAGAAGAGCUUCCCAAUCAUCUCUGGAAAGUUCAACUGGACCUUCUUACUCUCGUUCAUAGCAGCUGUAAAAAACUGUUGUCACAGCAACCAGCGUUACAAAAAAAAAAAAAAAAAAAAAAUCACAGGUUGCAAACCCUGGUAACACUGCAUGCUUAAUGUUGUGUCUUCUGAGCCUGUUUCUAGGGAUACAAAGCGAUCCUGUGUUCUCAGAGGAAGUUGCACACAUUGUGCCCUAAAGAAGGCCCUCAGGUGAAAGAGCAGAGCUGUGAAGAACUAUCAGGUUUGGAAUUCAAGGACACUCGAGUUCUGGUCCAAUCUGAAGCCAUGGAUUAAUCUCAAAGAAUCAGUCAGUUUCAUGCAACAGAAGCCCUUUUCAAUGGCACCUUUAUAUUUUUAUCGUUCCUUUUUCUUCAUUUAUCUAACCCCAAAGCCCUGAUAUGCCACAGAAAUGGAGCUAUACAGCCAUGAAGUGGUGUUACAGGUGAGGAGUGAAAUCCUAGGAAGCAUCAGGUGAAAAGCAGGAGACCAAAGAAGUGGUCAGGAACAAUCAUCAGCCCUCCUCUGGGCGGGGAUCAGAGCAGUCAGUCCAGCAGGAAGAGUGGCAGACUCUGUAGCUCCAUGGGCACGUCAUUUACUAAUGCCAAGAUGUGUUGAACUCUGAAAAACAAAAUUCUGUGGCUGCACUGUACUGAAUGAAAUUAAAGAAACUUUUUUUGCAUGGACACAGAUUAGCUGAAUACUUAAAUUAUUUUCUUGGGGCUGCAACUUGCAAAAAAAAAAAAAGAAUAAAAAUCAGCCAUUUUCAACAAUUUAUAUUAUUUUUAAAAAUAAAUUUCACUAGUGCAUGGUUUUAAAAAGGAGAGAGAAUGCAACAGGGUGAUACAAAGAUACACCAUGUUUAUUCUUUAAUCAUAGUCUGUGUUUUGGCAGACAUUACAAAUGGAAAUACUUUCUAGAAGAUACUUAAAAUUCUCUUUAUGUGACAAAUAAGUAUAAUAUAUUCAAUUUAUUUCCAUGUUAAAUAUACAAAUCUUAUGAAGUUCAAUAUGUGCAAAUUUUUCACAUCUUUCUCCUUCUCUCACUUUUCCUCUUCUCCCUCUUUUAAACUUUUCUUUCUCCCGCCAGAGUGAACCUUAUACUAAAAAAUUACAAGUUUUGAUCUGAUCCUCUCUUAUACCCCAUGUUUGAUUCAGAGCUGUAGAUGCCUCUGAAUUUGUGAAUUUCUCAAGGGAAAAAUAACUUUAAGAGCUUUCUUUAUUUCAAGCAUGUUGAAAAGGAUUUUGCAACAUGACUUGGGAGUACAUUAAAGUAAGUCAGCAUGUAUUUGACAAAGAAGAUAUUUGAACUUUUGCAGUUUAUUGUACAGUGCAUGGUAAUUUUUUUUGCCUUUAAAAUUCAGUUUACAGGAAAAUUCUAAAAUCAUGUUGCCGUUGUGAUGUCCAAUAAAUUUGUUUUUAGCACCAGCAUUAUUCAUACAGGGGUUAUUAAAGUAUUAUUUGUGGAAGGUCUUAGGUUUUGUUUGUUUUUUAAUCAGUUAAAGCAAUUUCUUUAGCCAGUUUCCAUUUACUAUGUGAAUAGAAGCACUGCUAAAAAUUGGGAACCCUGAAACACAGGGCUAUUUAUUAAUUCAUUUUUCUGUAGUAAAAUUCAAUUUUUCACAAAUUAUAUUUCUAAAGAAAUAUAGUAAACAUAAAUUUGCAACAAUUUUAAAGCUCCAAUUUUUAGGUGACUCAAAGAAAGUCAUUAUGCCUAUUAAUAGUUAUUUGAUGCCAUCACCAAAAGUCUAUGUGAAAAUCUCCUAAAGUCAAAACCCCUGCCUUUGGUUUUACAGACCGUUAUUACCAUUGGGUGGUGCUGCAAGGUCAAAAUUCUCCUAAGUUCCCCUAUUUAGAGGAAAAGUCACUGGUUAUUGUAAUAAACCACCCAUAGUUCUUUAUGUACAUUUUGAUAACACAUUAUUAUAGCUUGAUUUUAAUUUUUUGCAUUAAUUUUUGAAAUCCACAUACAUCUCAUUUGUUUAAAUUAAGGCCAUGCACAAGUAUUUUUUUUAAUUCAGUGCUGACCAUUAAAAACUAUCAUGCUUGAUACAGUGCAAAAGUUAAAAUGAGUAUCACUAAAAAUGCCUUCUCUUUAUGUGGUGCAAUAUGAAAUACACCAAGACUGUGUCUUGACAUUCUGAUGGACCCAGGUAAAGUUGUUAAAAGAACGAAUAAAACUUUAUUAAAGUAAUUUAGACACCUGUGUACCAGCAACAAUUGAUUCAAUAGACCUAUAGUGUCUAUACUAUCCCUUAGAAUAAAGGUUUAUGAUUUUCCUGAUACUAAGAUGCAGUCACAUAAUCUUUUGUGCAUAUUCCUAUACAAAUUAUUUCUAAUUUUAAUAAGAAGGACGUGACUAUGGAAUAUUUGUACAUACUUGUCAUUAUGCAGUAUUUAUUUAAAAGUUGGUGGUUUUUUUUUAAUUUUCACAUCUGCACCUCGACUUGUGGUUUAGUCAUGUUAACUAGUACUAUGCCAGUGACCGUUGCUGCCCUGUACAUAGUAUGUUUGAAACGUAAAGGGAAUUCCAGUUGGGAAAAAAGGGCAGAUUAGUCCUGUAAUGAACACCAACUAAUGUAAAUCAAAUUCAUUCUGGUGAUGGUAUUUAACACUUUAAAUAAAACAUUUUCUUUACAGA